Molecule: messenger RNA, 399 nt
Organism: Bursaphelenchus xylophilus (pine wood nematode)
Lineage: Eukaryota; Metazoa; Nematoda; Chromadorea; Rhabditida; Aphelenchoididae
Source: the annotation of a GenBank genome assembly
AUGUCCGGUACCGCCGGCGGGCAUUGUGCCAUUCGUCGUCAUGGAAGUGUGAAGAUGCGGUGCAGCGAUCGGGGUGGGGCCUCCUGUCCUCGCGUCCCGUGUCUUCGGGGCGCUCUUUUUUCGGAAGCGCCUGAAUGGGAGAGUGAAGCGAGGAGAACCGCCGCCCGCGACACAACUCUUCCUCUCCAUGGAGAGCGGGACGGGCGAGGGGGGCGCGGCGAUCUGCCCGCAGGCGCACGCGCCGACGCCCGGCACUACCAACUUCCGCCAGCACCCGCCCGCACCGUGCGAAGCCGCCCGCCCGCCCCACCCCUCGAGGCGGAACACCGGCGAGAAGAAGAAGAACAGAAUUUUUUGGGGAGAAACGAGGGGCGAAGGAAGGAAGAAGGAACGGAGUGA